Molecule: messenger RNA, 2747 nt
Organism: Onychostoma macrolepis
Lineage: Eukaryota; Metazoa; Chordata; Actinopteri; Cypriniformes; Cyprinidae
Product: oocyte zinc finger protein XlCOF6-like
Exons: 4
Coding region: 124-2256 (710 amino acids)
Biological process (GO): regulation of transcription by RNA polymerase II
Molecular function (GO): DNA-binding transcription factor activity; RNA polymerase II cis-regulatory region sequence-specific DNA binding
Source: RefSeq, a predicted model, not a curated record
UUAUUUUGGUGUGGCGAUGUGACGUCAUAAGGCUGCGCCGCGCUCCCGCGUCUGUGAUUCGGCCGAAGACUAAAGAGACUUUGGAUUCGGCUGAAGAAAGAUCUAUGUGACACUAUUAUAAAGAUGGCAUUUAUUAAAGUGGAGAGUAAAGACGUGAAGAUUGAAGAAACAUUCAGAGUCAAACGUGAAGAUACCGAGGAACAAACAAAGAUGGAGUUUAUUAAAGAGGAGAGUGAAAACAUAAGGAUUGAAGAAACAUUCAGAGUCAAACAAGAAGAUACUGAGGAACAAACAAAGAUGGCGGUUAUUAAAGAGGAGAGUGAAGACAUGAAGAAUGAAGAAACAUUCAGAGUCAAACAUGAAGAUACUGAGACACAAACAGACCUGAUGACACUGAAAGAGGAGAGUCAAGAACUUAUUGAAAAGGAAGAUGAUGUUCAGCAUGAGAAAUGUGGAUUCAUGACUGGAGAAAAAUCAGUUAGUUGCUCACAUACUGAAAAGACUUCACAAAAAAGAGCUCAAAAGACAGCAAACAGAAGUUGUUUCACCUGCCAACAGUGCGGGAAAAGUUUCACCAGAAAAGGAAAUCUUGAAGUCCACAUGAGAGUUCACACUGGAGAAAUGCCUUUCACCUGCCAACUGUGUGGAAAGAGUUUCAUUAAUAAACCAAACCUUAAAAACCACACAAGAAUUCAUACCGGAGAGAAACCUUACACAUGCUCUCAAUGUGGAACAAGUUUUAAACAUAAACAACACCUCUUUGUCCACAAGAGAAUUCAUACUGGAGAGAAACCUUACACCUGCCAACAGUGCGGGAAAAGUUUCACCAGAAAAGUCAAUCUUGAAGUCCACAUGAGAGUUCACACUGGAGAAAUGCCUUUCACCUGCCAACUGUGUGGAAAGAGCUUUAUUAGUAAACCAAACCUUAAAAACCACACAAGAAUUCAUACCGGAGAGAAACCUUACACAUGCUCUCAAUGUGGAAAAGGUUUUAAAGAUAAACAACACCUCGAUGUCCACAUGAGAGGUCACACUGGAGAGAAGCCUUUCAUCUGCCAACUGUGUGGAAAGAGCUUCAUUAAAAAACCAAGCCUUAAAAAACACAUGAAAAUUCAUACCGGAGAGAAACCUUACACAUGUUCUCAAUGUGGAAAAAGCUUUAAACAUAAACAACACCUUGAUGAGCACACGAGAGUUCACACUGGAGAGAAACCUUUCACCUGCCAACAAUGUGGAAAGAGCUUCACUCAAAAAGGGAACCUUAAAGACCACAUGAGGAUUCACACUGGAGUAAAGCCUUACACUUGCAAACUGUGUGGAAAGAGCUUCAUUAGUAGUUCAAACCUUAAAAACCACAUGAGAGUUCACACUGGAGAGAAGCCUUGCGCAUGUUCUCAAUGUGGAAAAAGUUUUACAUAUAAACAACACCUCGAUGACCACAUGAGGACUCACACUGGAGAGAAACCUUUCACCUGCCAACAAUGUGGAAAGAGUUUCACUCAAAAAGGAAACCUUAACAAACACAUGAAGAGUCACACUGGAGAGAAGCCACUUACCUGCACUCAGUGUGGAAAGAGUUUUCCACGCAAAUCAGUUCUUGAGUGUCACCUGAGAGUUCACACCGGCGAGAAGCCGUUCACGUGUGAUCAGUGCGGAAAUCGGUUCAAAGAAAAAGGACAGCUUAACAAACACAUGAAAAUCCACACUGGAGAAAAGCCAUUUACAUGUGAUCAGUGCGGGAAGGGUUUCACACUCAAACAAAUUCUUGAGCGUCACAUGAGAGUUCACACCGGAGAGAAGCCGUUCACGUGUGAUCAGUGUGGAAAGAGCUUCGCGCGAUCAGAACAUCUUCGAGGACACACGAGGAUCCACACUGGAGAGAAGCCAUUCAAGUGUGGUCAGUGCUUCAAAACGUUUUGUAGGUCAUCAGCUCUGAAGGAACACCUGGCAGUUCAUAUGAAGGAGAAGCCACAUUCCUGUUCUGAAUGUGGAAAGAGUUUUUCAGUGCUGCGGAGUUUACGUGUACAUCAGAAAAUUCACACUGGUGUGAGAGAGUACAUGUGCUUUGAGUGUGAGAAGACUUUUAUUUCAGUUUGCUCUUUAAAACUGCAUCAGAGAAUUCACACUGGAGAGAAACCUUACAAGUGUUCACACUGUGACAAGACAUUCACUCGGUCAGGAAGUCUGAAAACUCAUGAGAAGAUCCACAGCAGAGAGAAGCCGCACACGUGUGAUUGGAAAGAGUUGCGCUUUUAAAAGUCACCUGAAGCUACACAUAAAGAUCCACUCGGUGGAGUAACCACACAGCGAUGUUCACAAGUCUUCAUCGCUGGAGUCAGAGUCAAGUCUUGAGUGAUUUAAUGGAUUGCUCAAAAAAAUCUAAUUAAUAAUCCUCAUGAAUUGAACUCAUCCUAAUUACGAAGCUCUAGACAAAACAUGAUCUUCUAUGAUAUGAUAUGCUUUUGUGAGGUUAAUGUACAUCCAGCCUGUUACUUAGGUUUUAAUCCAUUACAAUGUACAAAACAGUUAUUCUGUAAACCAAUUAUAAUUAAAUCCAUAUAUUACAAAACCAUACAAAUAAAGUCUUUCUUUAUGAUACAAGUCAGGGGUAUUCAAUUAAAGUUCCAGGAGGUCCGGUCUCUUCCCAGCGGAGGUCUGGACUAAAAUAAAUUAUUUAUGGGCCAUUCUACAGAAUUGAGUUGGAAAUGUCUUGGAAAAAAAAUUGUAUGUAUGCAUAUUGUAUAAUA